GCUGAUGGACAAUUGAUAUGUUUACACGUGAGGUGACUCUGAUGUUGUAAAAUAUUAGUUUAAAUUCCAAAUACCGCAGUUUAAAGUGUUAUUACAACAAUAUUAAGACAUUUACGAUUUAGUAUCCGUUUUAAAAAUAAUAUUUAUAUCAAUAUGAUAAAAGUAGAAGCAGUUUAAUGAUCGUUAUCGAGCUGCCAAAGUGUUUGCUAAAUUUUGUGAAAAUCUUAGGUUUAAAAUGGGAAAAUUAAAAAAGAAGUACAACUGGAAAGGGAGGCAACAAAAUGAAACUCGGCCAGCAACAGCAGAGAAGACUGAUGUUGUUGUUGARAUACAAGAUGGAGCUCAGCUGAAAGGUGUGGACGAGAGCAACGCUCUGGUUCUUCCAGCCUCCAGAUCUAAGAAGAAAAAGGAAAUAUCAAAACCAGUUUCCACCAAGAAGCUGCUGACAAAGAAGCAGAAGAAAGAGCUGCAGAAGGUUCUGGAGCGCAAGGAAAAGAAAGCUCAGAGAGGAGACAUCCUGAAUAAACUGGCUGAGGUGCAGCUUCCAGAGUCUGAGCUGAAACUUUUGUACACAACAUCCAAACUGGGAACAGGAGAGAAACUUUAUCAAAACAAACAGUCAUCAGAUGAAGUCGAGGGAGACUCUAGUACAAAAAUCAGCAGCGUCAGCGGUGCAAACAGAAAGAGAAAAUGGGAAGAAGAGGAGGAAGAUAAUGAGGAGCGAAUGGCAGAAGAAAGCAGUUAUGAGGAUACAUCAUCUGAGGAGGAGGAGGUGAACAACACCAUGGAGGAAAGUGGGUCUAAGGAGACCAGUCCUCGAAAAGAGACUGAAGCCAAACAGGAAGUGAAGCCCRAGCAGAAGGUCACAGAUAAACCAAAAGUGAAGAUUCCUGAUCAGAAGAAAGUCAUAAACAAAACGCCUUCAGAGCCGGCGGUCUUCAUUCCCGUCGACAGGUCACCAGAAAUACAGGAGGCUCGUCUGAAGCUGCCCGUGUUGGCAGAGGAGCAGGUCAUCAUGGAGGCGGUGAGAGAAAAUCCCUGCGUCGUCAUCUGUGGGGAGACGGGGAGCGGAAAGACCACGCAAGUGCCUCAGUUUCUGUAUGAGGCAGGUUAUGCCAGCGGCAGCGGGAUCAUCGGCAUCACCGAGCCGAGGAGAGUGGCAGCUGUCAGCAUGUCUCACAGAGUGGCCAAAGAAAUGAACCUGCCCACACAAGUUGUGUCGUACCAGAUCCGAUACGAAGGCAACGUGACGAGCGACACAAAGCUCAAGUUCAUGACGGAUGGUGUCCUGCUGAAGGAGAUUCAGAAGGACUUUCUGCUUCAGAGAUACAGUGUAAUAAUCAUAGACGAGGCUCAUGAACGGAGCGUUUACACAGACAUCCUCAUCGGGUUGUUGUCUCGUAUCGUCCCGCUCAGGAUCAAGAAAGGCGUGCCCAUGAAGCUGCUGAUCAUGUCGGCUACUCUGCGAGUCGAGGACUUCACGCAAAACCCGAAGCUGUUCAGGACGCCUCCGCCUGUGGUCAAAGUGGACGCCCGGCAGUUUCCCGUCACCAUUCACUUCAACAAACGAACUCCGCUGGAGGAUUACACCGGAGAGGCCUUUCACAAGACCUGCAAAAUCCACCGGAUGCUGCCUCCAGGGGGGAUCUUGGUGUUUCUGACGGGUCAGGCUGAGGUUCACAGUCUCUGCAGAAGACUCAGAAAAGCUUUCCCCUUUAGGAGAGGCAACGCGACCACCGCUGAAGAUGAGGACUUGGACUCGUCUGAGGCCAUGAGGAAGUUCAAGAAGGCCAAACAGAAGAAGGCUGUUUCUCUCCCUCGGAUUGACCUGGAUAACUACUCAGCCCUGCCRGUGGACGAGGGGGACGAGGACAGAGAUGCUGGGAUCGGAGACAAGGAGGACGGAGACUCAGACCUCGACCUUGGAGACAGUCCUGCUGAUGCUGAGGAGAAAGCAGACCCAUCCAUCCCUCUGUAUGUUCUCCCUCUGUACUCUCUGCUGGCCCCUGAGCAGCAGGCUAAGGUGUUCAGGCCUCCUCCGCCCGGGACCCGUCUCUGUGUCGUGGCCACAAACGUGGCAGAAACCUCCCUGACCAUCCCCGGCAUCAGAUACGUGGUGGACUGCGGCCGGGUGAAGAAGCGUUUCUACGACAGAGUGACAGGAGUGUCGUCCUUCAAAGUCACCUGGACCUCCCAGGCCUCGGCCAAUCAGAGAGCGGGUCGAGCCGGUCGAACGGAGCCGGGGCACUGCUACAGGUUGUACUCCUCUGCUGUGUUUGGAGACUUCAGUCUGUUCUCGGAGGCGGAGAUCACUCGCAGACCYGUUGAGGAUCUCAUUUUACAGAUGAAGGACCUCAAUAUAGAGAAGGUGAUUAAUUUUCCUUUUCCCACUCCUCCRUCCACUGAGGCUCUGACGGCUGCAGAGGAGUUGUUGGUCUCGUUGGGAGCUCUUGAAGAGCCACCUCGAACCGGAAGGGUGAAAGAGCUGCAGCGAGCGAAGCUGAGCUGUCCCAUCACUCCUCUGGGCCGGGCGAUGGCCUCCUUCCCCGUGGCUCCACGCUACGGGAAGAUGUUGGCGCUCGGGAAGCAGCAGGACUGCCUGCCGUACGUCAUCGCUGUGGUGUCAGCCAUGACUGUUCGAGAGAUCUUUGAGGACCUCGACAGACCUGCUGGGAGUGAAGAGGAAAACUCGAAGCUAACUCAGCGUCGAGCCCGACUGACCCAGAUGAGAAGGCUGUGGGCCGGACAAGGACCUUCACUCCUCUURGGGGAUCUUAUGGUCAUGCUGGGUGCUGUCGGUGCUUGUGAAUAUGCAGGCUGCACUCCCAGGUUCUGUGAGGACAACGGACUCAGGUAUAAAGCCAUGMUGGAGAUCCGGAGGCUGCGAGGUCAACUUACCAAUGCGGUGAACUCAGUGUGCCCAGAGGUGGGAGUGUUUGUGGAUCCUAAGAUGACUCCGCCAACAGAACAUCAGGUGACUUGUYUGCGACAGAUCGUUCUGGCCGGACUGGGAGACCAUGUGGCGAGGCGAGCCCAAGUCGAGGACGUGUUGGACCCCAAAUGGAAGAACGGAUACAAGACWCCUCUCAUGGACGACCCAGUGUUCAUUCAUCCCAGUUCUGCUCUGUUUAAAACACUGCCAGAGUUCGUCGUCUACCAGGAGAUCAUGGAGACCUCCAAAAUGUACAUGAGAGGUGUGUCAGCAGUCGAACCUGAGUGGAUCCCACAGUUCCUGCCUCAGUACUGUCACUUCAGUCCUCCCCUGGAGAAGCCGGCACCAAGUUUCUGCUCCUCCACCGGCACCAUCCGAUGUCACAGGCCAAGCACCUUCUUUCGUGUUGGCUGGAAGCUCCCUGCAGUGGAGGUGGAGUAUCCAGAGGGUCUGGAGCGCUACAAGCUGUUCGCCAGGUUUCUACUUGAGGGACAGGUUUGUCCCAAACUUAAAAAACACACUGGCCACSUUCUCUCAAACCCCUCCAUCUUGAUGAAAACGUGGGCAAAACUACAGCCGAGAACGGAGGCCUUACUGGGACCACUGGUGUCAAAGAAGAUUGACCGCAGAGAGGCGCUCCUCUCUGCCUGGAAGACUGAAGAAAAAUUUCUGUUGUCUGCAUACUGCCAGUGGUUGCCUGAGGCCUUGCACCAGGAAGUGGCUAAAUUCUGGCCUCCUGUUUAAAGACCGGCAACAGAGCCGACUUCUACAAAGAAAGUCUCAAACUCUGCUGUUUUUAAACAUUUGAUCAAAGUGUAACAAUAAUGUUAUAUAAUUACAAUAAUGCAACACCUAAUUUACUUAGAUUUUUUUUUGUAUGUUGUGUCUACUACCAAUAGUUAUUUCAUUAAAGAAACAUUUCUGUCAGUGCUCUAUAAUAACUUUAUCAUCGUGUUGCUGUUUGUAAUUUUUUAUCUAACUUUGGUCUUCAUAAGACUUCAUAAAAUUUUGAUGUGACAGAAACUGGUGUUGGAUUUAUUUCUGCUUCCUAUCAUCUGUGACUCACAAAAAUGUAAAAAGGAAUUAACCAUUGUAUCAAACUUCAUGUGUUUUGAAAGAUGAAAAAGAAUUAAUUUCAUAUCUGUCCAUUUUAUAUACUUUAAUAAUGACAUGGUUUAGAAGAAGGACAAAUACAUUUCAGACAGUGGACAUGAUUUACCAGUCAGGGGUUGUUUGAGAAAAAGAUGGUCAAGAUUUUAAAAAAGUAUUUUUUUAACAAUCAGAUUUAUCAGAUACAAUCAAUGUAUUGGAUUUCUGUAUUUUUUCUCUAUGGUCUUUUUGUAAAAGUUGUAAACAAAUGGGCUUUGCUUUGUAAAUCUUAAUAUCUGUUUUAAAAAUGUUCAAAGACCAGAUUAAAACUCUACAGUAAGCAUCA
Messenger RNA from Austrofundulus limnaeus, 4367 nucleotides. It is a transcript of the gene dhx37, whose product is annotated as DEAH (Asp-Glu-Ala-His) box polypeptide 37. Bases 236 to 3676 code for a protein of 1146 amino acids. Gene Ontology annotation, molecular function: RNA binding; helicase activity; ATP binding. Gene Ontology annotation, cellular component: nucleolus; intracellular anatomical structure. Lineage: Eukaryota; Metazoa; Chordata; Actinopteri; Cyprinodontiformes; Rivulidae. Gene Ontology annotation, biological process: maturation of SSU-rRNA from tricistronic rRNA transcript (SSU-rRNA, 5.8S rRNA, LSU-rRNA). The transcript has 26 exons. The record is from RefSeq and is a predicted model, not a curated record.